UCGCACUGCUCUCUUCUGGUGAAAAGACAAGACUACAGCUCAAUUGUGUAUUGACUCCAUGCAAAAGAAAAUUCAGAAGUGACACUGUAGUGGAUUUUAACAAUUUAAUUGGCAUAACGGCUCAUAUUUUAGAACCCUUGGGAUAAUUAGCACCUCUUUGACGCACUGAAGCUUGUGGGUGUAAACAAAAGGGCUGACGCGCAGCCAGCGGGGACAACCGCCAUUCCUAGUACAACUCAAGAAUGGCGCGCUUCUUGGUAAUAUUUGCGUUUGUCGAUGUGUUUUUCAAAAAACAUUGCCGUUAAAUUGAACCCCCUGGACGGUUUUUGGGAAAAGAAAAAAAUUCUAUGAUACGUCGUUGUGCGUAAACUGACCAUAUUGAGUCGGAACAUAUGCAGUUUCAUUUUUGUUUCUUUCUUUGAGGCGGCGGAGGCCCAGCCGCCCAGAGCGUUCCAUUCAUGGGGAGCCAAUGACAGUCGCGCUUACUAGCGCCGAUCGGCCAAUAGCUAAGCGACUAACUUCUUGGUCGUGCUCCGACCGCGGAUAGACAAGAGACGAGUGGGCCGGUUGGAAGCUAAAUGCUAACAUCCGUUUGUUGUAAUUUUAGUGUUUCGCUUCUCUUUUCCACGGGAGAAAACGCGUAGAAUUGUUUUGGAAAAAUCCAAACAACCCAGAAAUAUUGUAUUCGGUCGGCUAAAAGGUAAAGUCGCUGUUUUAUUUGGCAAAAUAAACGUGUCUCCUGCUAGCAUCAGCGGCUAGGCGCCAGUCAAUACUGUUUGACAACAACGCGCGGUUGGUCACGUUCUUUCUCUCCUGUCGUUUCGUUAUCCGCUAACACGUCCAUAACACGAUUAGAACGGGCGAAAAGAUGGCAGAAUUUCUCGAAGAUCCGUCGGUGCUCACUAAAGACAAGUUGAAGUACGAGCUGGCGGCGAACAACGUGGCGCUGCCGAGCGGCGAACACAAGAAAGAAGUGUACGUCCAGCUCUAUUUGAAAUACUUGACGGUGCAGAACAGCAAGAAGAGCCCGCCUGUCGAUACCUUCUCCAGCGACGAAGAGCUACCCGCCCCCGUGGUCUCCAACAAAAGCCGUUCCGGGAGAAAAGCUACCAGAAAGACAGAUAAACCUCGCAUAGAGGUUGAGGUGACGGAACUCACAGAUGAUGAUCUGAAGGAGCAUCUUGCCAAGUAUGGAGUGGACGCGGGACCUAUUGUGGCUUCAUCCCGCAAGUUGUAUGAGAAGAAACUCCAGAAACUUCUGGAAGACUCCGCAGUUGAAGCUGAGGCCGCCGCUGAUGUUACCAUCCUCCCCAAGGCUGACACUAACCAGAAUGGCAACACCAACUCUGACCAGUACAGUGACAAGGAAGACGAGGAAAUUACCAGCACUGAAGCAGAGGCUGUCCCCAUUGUGGAGAAGCCGGUGCGCAGCCGAGGGAAAACUCCGGUUACUUUGCGAACCAGCAGCAGAAGACAAACCAAAGUGGUGGAAGAAGUGGCAGUGAGUGAAGGCACCCCCGUGAAGAGCAGCGAGAGUGUGGUGGAAGAUAUUCUUGCCAAUGAAAUCAACACACCGACGGGCAUCAGCGCCACCUGCAGGCGUCCCAUCCGGGGAGCGGCGGGCCGGCCGCUGAAGCCCAGCGACUACUGGCUGGACGAGUCCCGCGUGCGCCACAGCGUAUACACAGAGUCCCGCUCCUACUCAGAGUCAAUCUCCCGGGGCGGUGCUGGUGUGGCGCUAAGCCCCUCCCCGACUGGCAAAGCCCCGGCCAGGCGUGGGGUCCUGUCCCUCACGCUCAGGCUCUGUGUCCUUCUGGCGGUCAUCUGCGGCUUACUCUACUUGGCUUACCAUCACCUGGACGCGGCCCACCUCAGCGCCCUCGGAGGCCUCCUGGAGGGCGUGCUGGUUCCUCUACGGGAUACUGCCCAGAGAGCCGCCACCUACCUGGGCCUCGGCGACAAGUGAAAGGUUCAAGGUCACUCUAGCCUCAGCCGCGCCCGCCUUCCCUGCUACAACUGCAACUGGCUUCAAACCACUUCCAACAAAAACUGCGUUCAUACAACACUGAACAAAAACUCCAGCUUCAAACCACUCUCGCCAAAAGUGGCUUCAAACCACUUUCAAGGAAUUUGGCUUUCAAUCAACUUGGACGAAAUUGGGUUCAAACCAAUCUCAAUGGGAACUGGCUUCGAAUCGGUUUUCACAAAAACUGGCUUCAAACCAUUCUACUGAAGUGGAUACAAACCACUUUAGACGCCAAUGGCUUCAAAUGGAUUUCGACUAAUGGCUUGAAAACUGCUUUACACUAAAGGCGGCUUUCUAACACUUUUGACAAAAAUUGCAUCGAACCCCUUUUAACAGAACCACUUGGAACAAAAGUGGCUUCUUGUUCAAACCGCACUUAUUAAAACUGGCUUCCAAGCACACUCAAACUGUUUCAUCCUCCUGUCUGUCCCCACCUGGCGGGCAACACGGGAUCUUUUCCUCUGACACGUGCAGGAGCAGGCAGGCGCCGCCACCAGAGACUGAUUUAAAUGUCCUUGUAUUAUUUUUUUAAACUUGUGAAUUGUUGUCUUUUCGUGCAAGUAGAACGGAGUGGAGAGAGGGCCAUUGUAUCUCUUUGCAUGGUUGUAGUCUCCUGACGGCCAUCUUUGUAGUUUUGUGAAUACACACGAGUGACACGCCGCCGCUCCAGACACAGGUGCUGAUCCCACUGACGCAUAACAUGUCCACCGUAGGUAUAGAUACUUUAGCUAGCCCGGUGUUUCUUGGGGAGCCAGGAGAGUCGUUAUUUUUUUCCUCUUUGCUCUGUCGAGGUUUGAUCGUACCUCCCAUUUUGGGUCCCAACUCAGUUCUUAGGUCGGCACUCAUAAGUCAAGGUACAUCUGUACUUUCAUUAAAAGUGUGCGAUUUAGUGAGGGUGAAGGUUUUGUAUUCACCAACUAUGUUUAGAUUUAGCAUUUUAUUUUAUAUGGACAUCACAAAAACAUCGGGCAAAAUAAAUUUAAUGCUUUAAGUGUUGGAACACAAGUGCUGAUUCCAAACACUGCCAUAGGAGGCUUAUGGUAAAUGAAACGCACUAUGUAGCAAUUUACAAAGGCACACUCGUACUAUUGUACGAUGAUAUAUUGAUUCUUGGGGCAAAGAUAAAAUAAUUGUCAAUAUUACAAAGCAACAAUUCGAUUGAAGGUCGUUUUUUUUUUUUUUUUUUUUUUUCUUUAUACACUAAAAAUUCAGUUACACUUUACUGAAGUAAAAUGCAAAGCAAUGUUGAUAUUCCUGGCAAUUAUGUUAAAAAAUUCAGACAUUUGAAUAUUUCUUUUUGAUAGCACAUCUUAAAGAUGUCAGUGUUGAUAUUUUGCGUUUUGAUCAAUUGAUAUAUUGGUCCAUCAGUCAAAAUACAAAUACAUAGAUUAAGGUCGCACUGUAUUUUAUUGUAUGAUUGGAAACUGCUGGAUACACAACUGAAUUGAUCCUUCUAUCUAGUGGAAGAACGGUUAAUAGAUUAUUAACAUUUAUAUAAUUUUGUGUAAACAAUUGUCCAUGUUCAGGUCAAUGAAGUGAAAUGGGAUCAUUUAUUACAGCAUAAUUUAUCGUGACAAUUCACCGGGCUGGCUUGUUGGAAUUGAAGCACCAACUCGACCUAUUUGACUGAGUGGUAUAAUUCUUAUUUGUUCACUCCGAAUUCACGGCUCGGCUGGCGUGUAUUUUAUUUUAUUUUUUCCCCAGUUUACAUUUUUGGGUUUUAGUGCUCUUUGUGCUUUUUUGUUUGCUCUGUUUUGAAUUAGACUUUUUGACCCUUCACUUCCGCCCACAUAGCUCGUCACCUCACUGCCAACAGGAUGCCACAAAUCCCUUGAGAGACUUUUUAAUCACUGUCAUAGCAAUUUGAGCCUGCAGAAAUUUCUGUUUUAACUCCGGCCAGGAUGUGGAAUUAUUGACUGAUUGAUAAUCCGUUUAGAUAUUUUUCUAAAAGUGGUGCAUGCCCAUUUUUUUCCCAGCACUGUUAAAGGCAGCACCGAGAAGGAAAAAAAGCUACACGGAAGACUGGCACAAAUGGUUUUGACUUUUGACCGUCUUAUCAAUUUCAUUUUAAGGCAGCUUCCCCACAAUGGACACAAUUGUCAAUGGAGUUAUGUGGGUAUGGAUUUUUAAUCGUAUUUAUGAUCAAGUAGGUAAUGUAUAAAAAAAUAAACGUCAUCUUAGCACUUGGUUUUGUUUUUUAAUUUUCUAAUCUGUCACUUUGUCACAAAGUUCUGAAUACUGACUCAUUCACUAACAGAUUUCUAACCUACAAAAUAUUCAGAUUAAAGACCUGCGUGUUGGGCUGCA
Corythoichthys intestinalis (scribbled pipefish) is the source of this 4333-nucleotide messenger RNA. Its product is annotated as lamina-associated polypeptide 2, isoforms beta/gamma-like. Gene Ontology annotation, molecular function: DNA binding. The coding region runs from base 869 to 1966 and encodes 365 amino acids. The record is from RefSeq and is a predicted model, not a curated record. NCBI's taxonomy places the organism in Eukaryota, Metazoa, Chordata, Actinopteri, Syngnathiformes, Syngnathidae. The transcript has 6 exons.